Messenger RNA from Cannabis sativa, 2340 nucleotides. RefSeq lists its product as uncharacterized. The transcript is spliced from 3 exons. Lineage: Eukaryota; Viridiplantae; Streptophyta; Magnoliopsida; Rosales; Cannabaceae. Gene Ontology annotation, molecular function: nucleic acid binding. The record is from RefSeq and is a predicted model, not a curated record. The coding region runs from base 1 to 2340 and encodes 779 amino acids. Gene Ontology annotation, biological process: DNA integration.
AUGGCAGAUCCAACCUCAGCUCCAGUUCAGCAACAAGAUGAUGGCUCAGGGACUGCAACUUCUGAAGCAUCCCACCAGAACCAACCUCGAGCGGCUGCCUCUGUUCAGACCGUAUCGAUGAAUCCCGCACCAGUGACUACGCCAUUUAGUAGUACACUCAGUCAGCCAUUUACCAUGAAGCUUGACAGACACAACUUCCCUGUGUGGAAGACAAUGGUUUUCACCAUCAUCCGCGGCCACCGACUCGAAGGAUUCAUUAAUGGCAAAAGAGUUUGCCCAGAAGAAUUUAUAACCUCAGGUACCCCUGAAACUACUGAUUAUAAUGUGAUUGUUAACCCUGACUAUGAAAACUGGCUUGUGCAUGACCAGUUGUUAAUGGGGUGGCUUUACGGAUCCAUGACGGAGGGUAUUGCGUCUGAAGUAAUGGGCUGCCAGUCGGCCUACUCUCUCUGGACAGCUCUCGAAAACCUCUUUGGUGCCUACUCGAGGGCUCAUACUGAUGAUCUCCGAACCAAACUUCAGACAACAAGGAAAGGUUCGACAUCCAUGACGGAUUACUUAAAGCAAAAGCGAAUGUGGGCUGACUCUUUGGCUCUUGCUGGAGAGCCAUAUCCAGAGAGGCAUCUUGUCUCCAAUGUUCUCUCGGGCUUGGAGAUUGAAUACUUGUCUAUUGUCUCUCUAAUAGAGGCUAGAUCUGAAACUUCUUGGCAGGAACUGCAAAGUAUUCUGCUGAGCUUCGACAAUCGACUUGAAAGACUUACAGCAACUCCCCCCGCCCACAAAAAUCUUAACUCACCGUCGCCUAAUAUCGCUCAUAAACCAACCGGUGCAGAGGCACCCUGCACUCAAACCGAGGUCGAGGAGGCAGAUUUGGCGGCUCGACGCCAACUUGCCAAGUCUGUGGCAAGUAUGGCCACUCUACCGCAAAGGUGUUACAACCGGUAUGAUGAGAGUUACAUGGGGCAUCAACCACCAGGAGAACCACAGCAGGACAAACAAUUUAAUGCUCUUGUUGCCACACCACAAAUCCUCAACGAUGAUAGUUGGUAUGUGGACAGUGGGGCAAGUAACCAUCUCACUGCUGAAGAAGGACAAAUGAGCAACAAAUCAGUGUAUGGUGGAUCGAGUGACAGGAAGGUGGUUCUCCUGCAAGGAGCUCUUAGAGAUGGCUUGUAUCGACUCGACACCUCUCUUCUGCAAGAUUCUCGUCAAACAUGUCCUCGGUCUAGAAAGUCCCAACUUGAGUCCUUUGCUGGUGUUGUUACAGCAACAUCUAAGUCGAAUAAAAUCAAUGUUCAUGAGUCUGUUUUAGAUCUUUGGCAUAGAAGGCUUGGUCACCCUUCUAAUGUUGUGUUAAGUCAAGUGUUGAAAACUUCUAAUGUAAUACCUGCUAUCAAUGAAAAAUUACUGUUUUGUGAUGCUUGUCAAUAUGGCAAAUCCCAUUGUUUACCUUUUAAAAACUCAUCCAGUCGUGCAUCUCAGGUCUUAGAGCUUGUCCAUACCGAUCUAUGGGGUCCAGCUCCCAUUAAUUCUCAUACCAAUUCUCGGUUCUAUAUACACUUCGUAGACGAUCAUAGUCGAUACACUUGGCUAUUUCCCUUGAAGCACAAAUCUGAUGCACUUUCAGCGUUUGUGCAAUUUAAGGCCUUGGUUGAGAAUCAAUUUAAUAGGAAAAUCAAGGCUCUUAGAACUGAUUGGGGAGGUGAGUUUCAGUCCUUUACUGACAUUGUUACUCAGAAUGGGAUUGUUUUUCAACAUUCCUGUCCCCAUACUUCUGAACAAAAUGGUAGAGCGGAGCGUAAACAUCGCCAUAUAGUGGAAAUGGGCCUCACUCUAUUAGCUCAAGCCUCCAUGCCUUUAAAAUAUUGGACUGAUGCUUUCCACACAGCUGUACACCUCAUAAACCGGCUGCCCACUACUGUUCUUGGUGGUAAGUCGCCUUACGAGGUUCUCUUCUCCAAAACACCAGAUUAUCACACUCUCAAAGUGUUUGGGCCAGCUUGCUUUCCUUGCCUAAGGUCAUAUCAGACACAUAAAUUCCAGUAUCAUUCUGUUAAGUGUGUCAACCUUGGCUAUAGCCAAGCUCACAAAGGUUUUAGAUGUGUCAGUCCUCAUGGUCGAAUAUACAUCACUCGACAUAUCAUUUUUAAUGAAAAUGAAUUCCCAUGUAAAUCUGGUUUUUUCAACAAUUAUAAGUCUGAACAGGUCGUUACACUAGAUGCACCACACUCCUGGUUCAUACUUCCUUCAGCACCUCCAUUGUAUCCCAUUAAUGAAGCAGAUCAUGGGACUGAUCUCAUAUCAUCCACUACACCAAAGAAUCCUCAACAACUUGCGUAA